Molecule: messenger RNA, 941 nt
Organism: Exophiala mesophila
Lineage: Eukaryota; Fungi; Ascomycota; Eurotiomycetes; Chaetothyriales; Herpotrichiellaceae
Exons: 2
Coding region: 109-420 (103 amino acids)
Biological process (GO): mitochondrial electron transport, ubiquinol to cytochrome c
Source: RefSeq, a predicted model, not a curated record
ACAACUUGGACAAAAGAAUUCCACGUUGACAAUACCUCUUGCAACCUCAAGUCACCGACUCGAACACUCAGCGAAACUCGCUCUAGCCUCUUCUCGUUGUCGUCCAGGAUGCCCUCCCAAGAAGGUUUCCAGUCAUCUGGCCGCACGCCCCUUCGCGUGUAUGGUCCUCAGCCAACAUACCAGACAUAUAUCUCGCCAUACGGACCCAAGACGAAACAUGUUCCCAAUUUAAUGGGGUUUUCAGCCGGCAAAGCUCUUCGAUAUGGAACCAUUGCCUCCGGGUUUGGCGUCGCAGCAGGCGUCUUUGCAGUCUUUUUCUUUGGCGAAGUCCCCCGUGUUCGACAGGACAUUCUACAGAAGAUCCCUGUCAUCGGCGAUUAUUGGGUUAAAGAAAUCGCUCCCGAAGAUAAUCCUUUUUAAACUGGUCAAAUCGGAAGACAUUGGUUCUGAAAGCCUGCGCAUGUGGGGUUGGGGAGCUCUGUACAUACUAUGAUGGUGCUGUGGAUUGAUCUGCACAUGUGGCAAGGAGAUAGAAGAAAGACGUGGAAAGAUGGUGCUCGUCCUGAGUGACAGGAUUUGAAAAUCAAUACAACAUGCCCAAGUCAUUAACGAAGCCAUGGCGGACGAUAUAUCCUUUCCCCCCACUGCUGCAUCUAGAAGACUUUUGGUUCCAGCCCCGAUCAUAUGUGAUGCUGCCAUUCUCAAAGGCAGCAAACCCUUUCGAUUGAGCAUUCUAUGUACAAGUUGGACAGCCUCGCGUUCCAGUUGGGGGCUUUCAAACAAUAGAGCAACAACUACACUCUAUCCCCACGUUCAAAGUACGCCCAUUGGCCUGGAGGGCUUUGUUCCGCGAGAUCCUCCCAUCUGUCGGUAGUUAGUAUUCAGUCAAAAGAGACAUGGUGUGCGGGAAACAUACACCCGAUACUGCACCAUCUCAUCCA